CAUCAUAAUAUUCAAGUUCGGACAUCCACACACACUCUCCAAAAAGAAGAAGCUUCUCCAUACCCAUUUACACUUCACUGCAAGAUGUCCAACUACCACCACGUCCUCUUCCAGUUCCCUCCCCUCAUCGCAACCAUCAUCCUAGCCUUGAUCUUCCGAAAGAUCUUCUACAAGUACCUCAACACUGCCAGGAAGCGCAAUUACGCUCUUAGGGUCGUUGCGAUCAACAUUGGUAUCAUCUUCCUCCUGUACGUCGUCGUUAGAAAUGUAGUGAUGAUUGCGGAGAUGCGGAGGAAGCAUGAGAUGGAGAUGGAGGGUAGAGAAGUGGACGUAGGGGAGGCAAAAGAGGUGAUGAAGGAAUGUUUGGGGGAGAUCAGAUAGUAUAUAGGGAUGGCCUCGAGGUGUCUAGGUGCCAUC
Alternaria rosae is the source of this 417-nucleotide messenger RNA. RefSeq lists its product as uncharacterized. Bases 85 to 381 code for a protein of 98 amino acids. The record is from RefSeq and is a predicted model, not a curated record. NCBI's taxonomy places the organism in Eukaryota, Fungi, Ascomycota, Dothideomycetes, Pleosporales, Pleosporaceae. The transcript has a single exon.